Equus caballus (horse) is the source of this 7539-nucleotide messenger RNA. Lineage: Eukaryota; Metazoa; Chordata; Mammalia; Perissodactyla; Equidae. The record is from RefSeq and is a predicted model, not a curated record.
AGAGCUUCCAGAUUAAGACAGACUAGGAAGAAGGACUGGGUCAGCCACCUCCAAAAGACUUGGCCAUGAAAACCCUGUGAAUAGCAGCAGUAGCGGAAGGUGAGAGGAUGGUGCACAAAUCCAGGCAGGGUUCCGCUCUGCUGUCCACAGGGUUGCUAGGAGUCAGAAUCCUCUGGAGGGCACUAAACAGAAUCAGGUUUACGGGUCUCCCAGGGGAAAGCCCCAGGGAUCCACUACAGUCACCACCUCCCAGCUCUUAGGCUGUGGAGGGGCGUUUCCUGUUGGUCCAAAGGCCAAGCAGUGUACUUGCUGGUCAGCCCUCGGACUUCUCAGGGCUGUCCUGCUACCUGGCCUCAGAAAAUCCAAUUCUCUGGGGGUUCUCCCCUCCCCCGAAAUCCAAAUACAUAUUCCCUUCUAAACAAAUAUUUUUAGCAUCCAUCUCACACUGAUUCCUUGGGCUGAUUCUUAUGUGAAAACAGGUUUCCCUGCCUGUUUCUACCCAACACCCGGCUGGCUUCAUACUCCCUAAGCCACGACGGAGUCCCCAGAAGGCUCGAUGCCUUGGCAUGUGCUUUUACCUCUGCCUGGAUGCCUUUUUUUUUCCUUAUCCACUGGGGUAACUCCCACUCAUAUUUCAAAAUUUAGCUCAAGCAACACCUUUUUUUUUUUAAUCCUACACUUAUGCCCCCUACGCAUACACAUACUCACACUGCAUUCUCACAGGCUGAGUGAGGUUCCGUUUGUUCAUUCUACCAGCAGUUAUUCAGUGCCUGAUUUGUGCCUUUACACAGUAGCCCGCAUUCAGCAAAUAUUUGUACAAUCAACAAACAAGUCAAGUCGAGACGGUUACAGUGUAAUAGCUGCAUCAAAUGGGACUGAAUCGGCGCUUCCGGGGCCCAGAGCAGAGAACAGGGGCGCUUCUCCAUCUUGCUGAAAAGCUCUGCUUGCUCAGUGCGAUCACACCAGCUGAUCACUGGUGGUGUGAUGUUCCUUAACCAUCGCUCUGCUUCUGUGGGAAGUCGGCGCUGUAGCUUUUCAUGAAGACUCAUCCCAGGGCCUCUGAGGCUAAAGAUCAGACCAUAGUUUUGUCUUCAUGUAGAUUUGAGCUUCGUGAGCUUCCAGGAAAUAUUAAACAACAGCAGCACCUUCCUCACGCCUCAAUCUCUUGAGCUGACUCCGGGAAGACGGUUUUCCUCAGUCUUUAGUAGCCCUUCUGCUCCUUGGAAACCCCAGAAGAGCUCUGUGCAGUUGGGGUGACUAUGUCUUUCUGGGCUGACAGAAGCCGGUGCUGCUGUGCUGGAUAAAUGGGAGAAUGGAGGAAGACAGGGAGGCACCAGGUAGACCCCUUCAGGGUCUGUAGACAUAAAAGCGAAAAGGAGUCUGUGGGCUACGGCCAGACAACGGAACUGACGGGGAACAGGCUCCACGAGCACUGCGGUGUGGAACUGGAGUCUUGAAGGACACCCAGGCCCUGGAGAACAGCUAGACCAUUUCCGGCUUGAAUUUCUCAAAGACCAGCAGAGGGUCAAAGAGGAUCAGCCUCUCGUAUAGAGAAAGGUAUAUUAGUAGCUGUCCAUCUCUGCUAGACCUUCCAACCACACAGACUCUAAGAGAAGCUUGAGAAUUCUGUUCUUGCAUCACUCCAGUCAAGGAGAAAGCUUACCUUAUACCCCACAAUGCUGUCCUUGUCUUUUAGAGAGCCAUGGGGGUGUUGAUGUCCAAGCGGCAGACAGUGGAGCAGGUGCAGAAGGUGAGCCUGGCUGUGUCUGCCUUCAAGGAUGGGCUGCGAGACAGGUCUUCCAUCCGACACACAGGUGAGCUUCCAGGGUCCCGCUGUGGCACUGUAGAGGGCUCCGUCCAGGAGGUACAGGAGGAGAAAGAAGCAGAGGCAAGCACCCCAGUGCUCCAAGAAGAGAGCAGUGUCAACCGUGCUGCCUGGGAGAGGCUCCGAGAUGGGCGUGGAGUGGAGCCUGAGGAGUUUGACAGGACCAGUCGUUUCACACCCCCUGCCUUCAUCCGCCCCACCCGGAAGCUGGAUGAUGACAAGCCUCCAGAGAUCCACUUGGAGCCCAGAGAGCCUGUUGUCAACGAUGAGAUGUGUGAUGUCUGUGAGGUCUGGACGGCCGAGAGCCUCUUCCCAUGCAGGGUCUGCACCAGGGUUUUCCACGAUGGCUGCCUGCGCCGCAUGGGCUACAUCCAGGGAGACAGUGCAGCGGAGGUGACCGAGAUGGCCCGCACGGAAACAGGCUGGAGCUGCCACUACUGUGACAACCUCAACUUGCUGCUAACUGACGAGGAAAUGUAUAGCCUCACAGAGACCUUUCAGCAGUGUAAAGUCAUCCCUGAUUGCUCCCUGACCCUGGAGGACUUUCUGCGCUAUCACCACCAAGCAGCGAAGCGGGGGGACAGUGACCGGGCUCUGAGCGAGGAGCAAGAGGAGCAGGCAGCCCGCCAGUUUGCAGCCCUGGACCCUGAACAUCGAGGACACAUAGAGUGGCCUGACUUCUUGUCCCAUGAGUCCCUCCUACUUCUGCAGCAGUUGCGUCCCCAGAACUCUCUGUUAAGGCUUCUGACAGUCAAGGAGCGGGAGCGAGCCCGAGCCACCUUCCUAGCAUGCAGCAGCGGGGGCACUGUCAGUGAGGCUGAGUGCCGCCGCGCCCAGCACUCUUGGUUCUGCAAACGCCUUGCAGAGGCUCCUUCCUGCAGUGUCAGCAUCAGUCAUGUGGGUCCCAUAGCAGACAGCAGCCCAACCAGGAGCAGCAGAAAGAGUCAGGACAAGGUCCUCCUGCCCACAGACCAUGAGUCCAGAUUUGUGGACUGGCCUACCUUUCUGCAGGAGAAUGUCGUCUACAUCUUGGCUGCUCGCCCCAACAGCGCAGCCAUUCAUCUGAAACCCCCAGGAUAGCAUGGAGCAAGAAGCUCAGUUUGGGGACAGUGGCGUUCUCUCCCUCCUUUCCUUUCCCCCUUUCCCUGACCACCCUCUGGUACUGAAACUUAAGGGGAUGGAGCACUGCCUGCAUCUCAGUUUGUCACUAAGCUUUAUGGCACUGAAAUCACCAUUCCACUCACAACAGAGGCAGUAAAUGCACUGCCACAGGGAGAAGCCCUGCUGAGUGCUGUGGCUGCAUCCACUUCCUGGACCACCCCACUGCCCUCGCAUCACAGACUGAACCUGCCACUGUACACAUAUAUGCGUGCACGCACACGUACACACAUGCCUAACUGUCCAUACCUUCAGUGGCCUGGUUCUUUUUGGUUGAAAAAGGACCACAGUUCCUUUGUGAAGCCCCUGGUAUAAAUAAGGGGUCUCUACUUACCCCUUUUAUUGGCCAGUUCUGAUUUCUAAUAGAUAAGUCUCUGGCCAGGUGAUUCUUAAGGGGGCGUGUCAGACUCACAUGUUCUCAUCUACUGAAAACCCCUCCUGUGGUGAGCUGCUGUUCUGGUGGGUGUAUGCUGUGUCCUUAGCUCUGUUGGGGUGGGAAAAUGGUUGAAAACUACCAGCGCACUUCAGUCCUUUUUUUUUUUUAAAGAUUGGCACCUGAGCUAACAACUAUUGCCAAUCUUUUUUUUUCCUGAGGGAUGCCACCUCAGUGUGGCCUGAUGAGCAGUGCCAUGUCCACACCCAGCACCUGAACCGGCGAAGCCCUGGGCUGCCGAAGCAGAGCGUGCGAACUUAACCACUUGGCCAUGGGGCCGGCCCCACAGUCCAUUACUUAAAUUGCAAUUCCUGGUGACAGAGAAGGCAACUAGUCUGUGGAGUCCUAAUCAGAACAGGGAGAGGCAGCCUCUCCCAGGGACCCAGCAUUCUAGGAACCUCUCAGCCAGGUUAUUUAACUCCAGAUGUCUUUAGCAGAACAGUCACAAACCAAGGUGAGCCAUCCUGGCCCCUGUUUUUCAGAUGGGAGUUCAUGGCCCAGAGCCCAGGGGGCCUGAAUGGAACAAGUAUGACAGGAGCCACAGCCCUCUGUGUUAGAUGCUUCACCCACGUCAGCUACCACAGAGACCCCAAGCCUGAGCUCCAACGAGGACAAGGUCUGGAUGGAAGAGGGGAGGAGACAGCUCAUGUUUUUCCAUCCUUCCAGCUCAAGUCAACCACAGCCAGAAAAGUGUGCUGUUGUAUGGAGAGCAGAGCCAGCCUCUUCCACGGCCCAAGAAAGAGCAGCUCCACAGAAGCCCUGAGCAGGGACUCCUUUCAGCCACCCUGACAAUGAGGAUAAGAGGCUGGAGCUAAGAAGAGGCUUUGCAUCUCUCUUGAGCAGAGAAAGUCUCAGCAAAACCUCAGGGAAGGAGGAGGCUUUCCCUUCUCCCUGUCACUGAGAUAUGGCCUGAGUUGCUGCUGCUCUCCACUGCUCACUACAUGUCCUUCCCCACCAGCCUAGGGCCUGGGCCUGGCAUGAGAGGACUUAGGGGGCAGGCAGAGGCUGCCACAAGGCCACCAAGCCAGACCUCCAAGCCCCAGCUGUCCUUCCUAAGUUCUCAUCAAGUUCUCAAGUCAGUGCAUGUUGUGGGCCAGCCCUGGCCCUGGGGGUCAGGUUUCUGUUUCCAACCUGAUGACUUAGGUUUAGCCAGAUCUGACUGCCAAGAGUUAUUUGACAGGGUUGGCUCAGUCACGCAGAAGCUAACAUAUCCCUAUUGCCCAAGGCACUUGUACUAAAUUGGAUGCUUGCAGAAGCAGCAGCAUAGUGCUCAGUGUUGAGAUGCUCAGAGGAAAGAGGGCAGCUGCUACCAGGGGCAUGGUAAAAGCACUAUAUGGUCUCAUCCUGCAGAAACUGCCCAACCUAGAAACAGAGUGAGAAGCUUCUGGGGUUGGAUUAUUUAGGACUGAAAUGAAGCAGACAAGGUGAAUCUGGGUUCAUGUAUAUGGCCCUGAACAUUUCAAAACCCACAGCUUUUUGUAAAUACUACUUGGCUGUACUCCCAAGACUGAUCAGUAGACCGGGCCAUUAUUCAGUCCAACCAAAAAAAAAAAAAAGGAGAAAGCACGUGGCUCAGGCCCAAGGACUGUGUCUGAGGCAGCGGGGCCUGGGACUGUGCGCUGAGAAGAUUAAAGCACAGUAGCACAGGGGCUCUUGCCUGCUCUCCUGGCAAAUCGCCUUCUAUGCCCAUGGCCUUGGGCUGUUUGAUCUCAUAAACUGGGCAUUUUCAGUAGAGACAAGCUCUGUACUUUGACAGCUGAACAACUUUUUUUCUCCUGCCUUGUCAUUAGUCGCAGGGACUGGGAGUUCACCUUAUUCCCUGAUCCUUCACAGAUCAAGGUGAUGCCUACCUCUCUGGAGCUGCAGCUUCUAGCUUUCUGUGAGUAAGAGAAAGACCAUGAGCCAGGUCAGGCCAGCUAUAUCCCAGGGCCUGGCAAAGCAGGCCCCAGAGUUCUUCCACAACAGGAUCAGGCCUACUUGGGAUGACCCCUCUCCCUAUUCCACGACAGCAAGCUUCCUUGGUUGGGGCGUGCUUCAGAGGGCCCAGGGGACACUGCUCCCAGGAAAGGGUAGCAUUCCCAGUCCACCGGAGUCCUAGGAAGCAGAAAAGCACAGCGAAGCAACCAGCCUCUUCUGUGUAGGCAUCUAGCUUUUUACCAAAGGAGAGUCUCCAUUGUUCCACCAGUCAAGAGUUACAGAAGCCCCUCCCCAGCCCCUUGUCCAGGCUUUUCCUUUGCAGUGUCCUCAUUCCUGGAGCCCCUUUGCAGUAUGUGUGGAGACAUUCAAACUUUUAUAAACCUAGUGAAGCCUGUUCCCUUUCUUUCUCAAGCUCUUCCAUCACUGUGACUGUCUGAAAUUAUGCCAAGUGCAAAAAUUAGUGUCUGGCUCUGAUAAGGAUAUGAGAAAAUGUUUCAGUCUUUUUUUCUUGGCUGCCCAAAAUUGAGAUCAAUGCUUUUCCCCAGUACUACCCACCCCACCUCCCAGCCAAGGGAGGCUGGAGUUACAUAUGUGCUUCUCUGAAGACCACAUGCCCUAAGCCUGUUUUUCACCCAGCAGUCCCCUUUCCUAUGCUCAGAUUUAAAGACAGGGCAUCUGGAUGACACAGUGGAGCUGCAGAGACGGAGGGUCAGCUGAGGCAGCGGCUAUGGCCGUGUAACUUCUGCAGGUCUGCUGCAUGACUGCCUCUCCCACAACCAGCCUUCCCCAACAGAUGCAGGCUCUGCACUUUUGAGCACUCGCCCCUUUGGAUCCCAGUGAUGGAGUGGUUCCCUUGUGCCUAGGUAUUGACCCAUUCUCAAGUGCUCCUCUUCCUUUGAGGACAGCCAUGGCCGAAGCCAUGAGCACAAUGCUUCUUCCUGCCCUCAGCCCGAGUAACUGGGGCUACAGGACAGACACUGGCCUUUCUUGCCCCGGUGUUCUCUAGGGAAUGUCACCCUGGCCUUUUCGAGUGGCUACAUCUGGGGCUCCCCUCAUUCCUAUCCAAUAUGGGAAGUGCAAAAUCAAACUGCCUGGGAAGAGGGCCCCUCACUGGGGGCUGAGCCCAGGAUUGUGCAUAGGCCUCUUAGCCCAAAGCACAACCUCAACCGUUGACUGUUGCAGGUCUCAUGGCUUCAGUAAGAGUAGUGCCAGAAAGCCCUAAAGCCAAGAGGGAAGCUGGGCAGAAGCUGUCUGGCAGGGCCCCAGGGCAGCCAGGACCACCAGAGAGUCCAAAGUAACCUCCAGGCAGGAUUGGUAGCAGGCUGUAGUGAUCCUCCAAACCAGCAGAGUAAAGGCAGAUGUAUACUUGGCACUAAAAGGCAGAAUGACCUUAAUGCCAGAAUUUCAGGACAUCCUGGCAGCAACUGUAACCAUAACCCCUUUUAUUCCUCUAUUUACAGUGGAAUAAAAUUGCUACUUUCUCCAUGCCACUUAGUUAGAAUUUGCCCAGGAUGUCUCUCUGGGGCCCUGGUUGCAGCCCAGACAACAGAGAUCUUCUUGAGCGGAGGAUGUUAAUGCUUGAUGCCCAUUCCCAACAGCUCAGUCCUGGAGUCGCAUAGAACUGGACAGUUUCCCUGCUGUUGCUUUCCCGCUACCACUGCUUUUGACAAACUUGAAAGAAACAGGUUAUAGAAUUUCCACUAGACCCAACUAGCAUCAAGGAAAACCUUCCCUCUUGGCCACAUGCCCCAGUGAUCCAAGUUACAGAGAAGGUGUCAGAUCUGGUCUGGGCCAGCGCCUAGAAACCCAAUUACAUUCCAGUUUGAAUAGCAUGGGUUGGCAUGACCACAGAUAAGAGCAUCAGGGUAUAAGUAGCAAGGCCUUUCCAUAUCCAUGGUAAACAAAGACCUCCAAGCUUAGCCUCCUUUAACAGAUGGCCUAAGAUCUGUCUCCUAGCCCAAAACAGGUUUGGGGGAAGCCUGAGAGCACUCAAGUAACAGUAGAGGGUCCAGUGCCGUCUAGUCCCUCCUGCCCUUCCUAUGUGCUUUUCUGCAGAAGGUAACUUGACAGUAAGCUGAGGGGAACAUCCCCAAGCCCUGUCUUCCCAUCACUACAGCUGCAUGUUCCUCCCCAUGGCUCAGCCUUCACUCCAGAAGGCGCUGGGUACAGUGGAAAUCAUAAUAAACAGAUUGUGAUGUUACUUCAA